Messenger RNA from Lingula anatina, 1425 nucleotides. Its product is annotated as charged multivesicular body protein 2a. Gene Ontology annotation, biological process: vacuolar transport. Lineage: Eukaryota; Metazoa; Brachiopoda; Lingulata; Lingulida; Lingulidae. The record is from RefSeq and is a predicted model, not a curated record.
UUGAGGAAGGCCGGAAGCAGAGAAAGAAGUGGUAACAGUAUCUUUAAGACAAAAGUAUAAACUAAUUCAUCAUGCCUUUAGAAUGGCUAUUUGGGAAGAAAAAAACUCCACAGGAGAUGCUACGUCAAAACCAGAGAGCCCUGAAUAAAGCUAUGAGAGAACUGGACAGGGAAAGAACAAAAAUGGAACAACAAGAAAAGAAGGUGAUUGCUGAUAUAAAGAAGAUGGCCAAGCAAGGUCAAAUGGAUGCAGUUAAGAUAAUGGCCAAAGACUUGGUGAGGACGAGAAGAUAUGUGAAGAAGUUCAUUCUAAUGAGGGCUAAUAUCCAAGCAGUCUCACUAAAGAUUCAAACCUUAAAGUCCAAUGACUCCAUGGCCCAAGCUAUGAAGGGGGUCACAAAGGCAAUGGCAACAAUGAAUAAACAGCUAAAACUACCACAAAUCCAAAAGAUAAUGCAGGAGUUUGAAAAACAGUCGGAGAUGAUGGACAUGAAGGAGGAAAUGAUGAAUGACGCCAUUGAUGAUGUGAUGGGAGAUGAAGAGGAUGAUGAAGAAAGUGAUGCCAUUGUGGGCCAAGUGUUGGAUGAAUUAGGUCUGCAGAUAGCUGAUGAGAUCUCAGGUCUACCCACCGCCAACCAGACGGUGUCCUCCGGACCAUCAAAACAGCCGCAGGCGGCAGCUGCUGGAGGAGUGAGUGAAGCAGACGCAGAUUUGGAAGCCAGGUUAGAGAACCUGAGGAGGCAAUAGUAAACAGAGACAUUCAAAAACUUUUAAAACAGGAGGUCAUGUGUAAUCUAGAAAGAGACUGUCAAAAUGGAUAAAAAAACUUUUUGUAACAUACUGUAUUUAAUAUGGAAUUGCAGCACGUGUAAAAGACCAGCUUAUCUGCCUUUUAGGAAGACUUUCUUUUGCACUUGCUGAGAAGCGCUGCAAGUAUUUUGACAAUAGAUAAAUCCAAAGAGGAAAAUAUCAUUUUAUAUUGUAAAUAUAUUUUUUUCAAUCAAUCAUUAUAAGUUUAUUAUGAUAAUGAGAUAUAUUCCUUCAAUAGAAUACACAAGAUAUUUAGCAUAUGUACAUUUUCAACCCAAUUUAAAACAUCAAAUACUUAAUUUUGCCGUACCUUUUUAAAAUGAAAAUUAAUGUUUCUUGUUUUGAGGUAUUUAUUCUGUCAUAGUUCACUUUUCUCAUGUCAACUUGAAUAUUACAUGGUUCUCCUAAAACAUUAAUAGAUUGCCUUUAAAUUUACAGCAAAGGAGUUACAGAAAAUAGAAUUCUUAUCAUGUCAUUGCUGUCUGAUUGUGAACUGUUUGUAUUCGGUUGUCUUUUUUUUCUGGAAUGACAAAAAUAUUUGUAGAAAUGUAAAAAUUUAUUUAAUCUUAAACUCUUAUUAAUAAACGCAUAUGGUGUUUUGUGUUUUUCAGGUUAA